AUGGUCGGCCCCUCUCCCCAUAGGCUGCGCCGGAAGCCGGCCAAGAAGACGGCAGCUGUCGGCACCACUACCACCACCACUACCACUACCUCGUCCAAACCAAACAAGAGUCCGCGCACGCCCGAUGGACUCGCUCGAUCGCCGGCCUUCCCGCUGGCCGCCUUCCUCUGGCCGGCUCGCGGUGCCGCAUCGCAAUGGGAACUGCUGCCGCUGAUCCUCAUGGCUGCCGGUCUCUUUCGCUGGGCUGCCGGUCUUUGGGGCUAUUCAGGUUUCAAUAAACCUCCCCUCUACGGCGACUACGAAGCUCAACGCCACUGGAUGGAAAUCACUACUCAUCUCCCCGUCUCUCAAUGGUACUUCCACGAUCUCGAAUGGUGGGGCCUCGACUACCCACCUCUGACGGCCUACCACAGCUGGCUGCUCGGCCGUCUCGGCACAUUGAUCAACCCCCUCUGGUUUGCUCUUCGCUCUUCGCGCGGACUCGAGGAUCCCGCCCUCAAGGUCUAUAUGCGUGCCACUGUCUUGGUCUCCGAGUACGUCGUCUACGUCCCGGCCGUCGUUGUCUUUGUGCGCCGCUUUAGUCGUCUCAGCGGCAGCGGUGCCUCUUGGACUGCUGCUGUCGCCCUGACUGCCGUCCUGCUGCAGCCGGCCACUCUGUUGGUCGACCACGUCCACUUCCAGUACAACACCAUCAUGCUCGGCUUUGUGACGGCCAGCCUGUCCAGCAUGCUGGCCGAUCGACUGCUCUGGGCUGCCGUCUUCUUCGUCGCCGCCCUCGGCUUCAAGCAGAUGGCCCUCUACUACGCCCUGCCUGUCUUUGCCUUUCUUCUCGGCAGCUGUCUGCGUGCCGGUGCUGUUCGCGCCCCAGCUCGUCUGCUCGCCGUCGCCAUCGUCACUCUCGUCGCGUUUGCUCUGCUGCUGCUGCCCCUCGCUCUCGGCACCCUCUCGGAUCUCCGUGCCGGCGUGCAUGCCCGCCCGGAGCUCGCACCCGACGCCGCAGUGCCGCCACUGGCCCUGCCCGUCCUCCAGCAGCUCGUCGACGCCAUCGGCCUCCGCUGGCCAGCUGCAGCUGCCUAUCUGCAGCCCAGCCUGUCGUCGCCCCCCUACGCCCUUCUCGAGCAGCUCGCUCAGCUGAUUCACCGGGUCUUCCCCCUGGCUCGCGGCCUGUUCGAGGACAAGGUGGCCAACUUCUGGUGCGCGGCCAACGUGCUCGUCAAGCUGCGUGCCUAUCCAGAGGCACUGCUGCAGCGACUCUCGCUCGCCGCCACGCUGGCAGCCGUGCUGCCACCGAGCGCCGUCUUGCUGCUGCGGCCGCGGCGCCUGCUGCUGCCGCUCGCUUUUGCCGCGUCGGCCUGGGCCUUUUUCCUCUUCAGCUACCAGGUGCACGAGAAGAGCGUGCUGCUGCCGCUGCUGCCGAUGACCCUGCUGCUGGCCGGCGCCGGCGGACUCGGCCGCAACACGCGCGCAUGGGUCGGCUUUGCCAACCUGCUGGCCGUCUGGACGCUCUUCCCGCUGCUGCAGCGCGUCGACCUGCGCGUGCCCUACGCCGUCUUGACCCUGCUGUGGGCCUUUCUGCUGGGCCUGCCGCCCACGUCCCUGUCGGUCUACGUCGGCCCCGGGCCUGGUCCCGAUGCGGCAGCUGAUCCGGCCGGUCCUGGUGUCCUCUGGUCGGCCACGCUGCUGCACGCGCCCUUUUACCUCGCCAUGGCCGUCUGGCACGUCCUCGAGCACUUUGCCGCUCCGCCGCCCGACAAGCCCGACCUCUGGGUCGUGACCAACGUCGGCAUCGGCGCCGCCGGAUUCGGCCUCUGCUACCUGUGGUGCAUGUGGCGGCUGCUGGUCGAGAGCGAACUCUUAGGGAGCGGUCCAACCACGAAGAAGACGCACCUCUUCUUCUCGACCCCUCGCGCGCCAAGAGGUGCCUUCAACGAAAAGCGAAACAGCCAAAAGCAAAAAGCAAAGACAGAUCUACGAAUCAACACUCCCGUUCGAAAGCUCUCUGCUCAUCGUGCACGAUCCUCGGGACACGUCGUCCAAGCUGACAGUUGGAGACGGAAGCUCGCCUUUACGCGCCUCGACUUCUCGACGUCCAACUCCUACCCCUACCUCUCCCCCAACAUGGCUCACAUGCGUGGAAGUGGCGCCGGCUACGGCAUCGGCCAGGCGAAUCCGUUUGGCAACUCGCCCGACGUGGACACGGAUCCGUCCGGUCCGCUGGACGCGAUCCGCCAGCAGACGAGCAAGAUUGAGGAUCUGCUGGACACCUACAGCGAGCCGGUGAAGCCGUAUCUGCCGGCCAUUGGGCGGUUCCUCAUCGUGGUGACCUUUCUGGAGGACGCUCUGCGCAUCAUCACGCAGUUCAGCGACCAGCUGCGGUACCUGAGCGAAUACCGACACAUUCCCUGGGGCCUCACGCACCUCUUUCUCGUCGGCAACGUGCUGGUGAUGGCGUCGUGCUCGACGCUGGUGAUCAUGCGGCGGCACUCGGGGUACGCGGUGAGCGGACUGAUCGGCGUGGUGGUCAGCCAGGCGCUCGGGUACGGGCUCAUCUUCGACCUCAACUUUUUCCUGCGCAACCUCUCGGUCAUGGGCGGGCUGCUGAUGGUGCUGUCGGACUCGUGGAUCCGCAAGACGCAGGCGUUUGCCGGGCUGCCGCAGCUGGAGGAGAAGGACCGCAAGAUGUACUUUCAGCUAGCCGGCCGGGUCCUGCUCAUCUUCCUCUUCAUCGGCUUCGUCUUCAGCGGCGAGUGGACGAUCGGGCGCGUGCUCGUGUCGCUGGUCGGACUCGUGGCCUGCGUCAUGGUCGUGGUCGGUUUCAAGGCCAAGGCCAGCGCGACGCUGCUGGUGGUGAUCCUGAGCGUGUUCAACGUGCUGGUCAACAACUUCUGGACGCUCCACGAUCACCACCCCCACAAGGACUUUGCCAAGUACGACUUCUUCCAGAUCCUCUCUAUCGUCGGCGGUCUCCUGCUGCUCGUCAACAGCGGCCCCGGCAAGGUCAGCUUCGACGAGAAGAAGAAGGUGUACUAA
Molecule: messenger RNA, 3030 nt
Organism: Grosmannia clavigera kw1407
Lineage: Eukaryota; Fungi; Ascomycota; Sordariomycetes; Ophiostomatales; Ophiostomataceae
Product: copii-coated vesicle protein 4
Exons: 6
Coding region: 1-3030 (1009 amino acids)
Biological process (GO): protein N-linked glycosylation
Cellular component (GO): endoplasmic reticulum membrane
Molecular function (GO): dolichyl pyrophosphate Man9GlcNAc2 alpha-1,3-glucosyltransferase activity
Source: RefSeq, a predicted model, not a curated record